AUGGCAUCCGAAAGCCCAGCCUCGCAACCGAACAGCAGCAGCGCAACACCAGGAAAGGGACUCCACGUUCUCGCCUGCGUCUUCUGUCACCAGCGAAAGAUCAAGUGCGAUCGCAAAUCACCUUGCGCGAAUUGUAUCAAGGUUUGUCAGGCCCGUCCCAGCUUUGCCGAUGCAGCCGAGAAGUGCGAGCUGAUGCGAGGUCAGGCCGAUCAACCGUGCAUCCCCUCCACGAGGGCGCCCGCCGGGGCAGGGAGGAGGCGCGUCGUCAAGGACUUGUUGGAGAGACUCAAUCAGUGCGAGUCGCUCCUGAGCCAAGUUGCUCCGCGAGAUGCGGAAGGCCGACCUAUUCUCGACGGGACGCCACCGGCAUCACGCGAUGCUGCGGCGGCUGUCGAUAGCCCGUCGAUGUCGUGGGUGAGCUACGAGGAGGCUCGAAAGCAACCAAGUCAAAGGCCGAAAGGAAAGAUCGUGGUUGAUGAGGGUCGUCCAACUUUCAUGGAAAGCCCACUUCGUUCCAAUGUUGUCGAUCAUCUGCAAUUCUCAAAGCUAAGCCUGAACGACCACGUGGAAGAGCAAGCCGAUCAGUCUGGCUCCUCCACGGCAGCCGACACCAACGAUGAUGGCAGUCUUCACGGCCGUGACUCCAUGGACUUUGAUCUGUUAGCGCUCGGCGCCGUAGAGAUGUUGAGGUUAUGGCAGGUAUUUCUGGAGCGUGUGAACCCCAUGACGAAAGUCGUGCAUGUUCCCAGCCUAGAACCUCUCGUGUUCGAGGCUGCCACAGACCAUGGAAACGUCGCUCCAGAUUUGGAGGCGUUGCUAUGCUCCAUUAACGUGCUUGCCAUAAUGGCGCUCUCGGAGGCGGAAUCCGAGCAAAUUCUUAACGUUGCUAAGAGCAAAGCUCUCAAGAAGGCAAACCUUGCCCUCAAAAAGGCGCUAUCCAGGGUGGAUUUCCUGCGAAAAUACAAUCUUACCAUCUUGCAAUGCUUGGUUCUCUACUUGGUCUCGCUUCAGGGCCAAUUCGAUCGUCAUGCAUCGUGGAUUCUGACCGGGACACUGGUCAGGAUAGCCCAGAGAAUGGGCCUUCAUCGUGACGGGGAACUAUUAGGGCUCCCGCCUUUCGAGGUGGAGAUGCGCAGGAGAAUAUGGUGGCAGAUUAUCAUGCUAGAAACAAAGUACGCGAUCCUAGCAGGUUUUUGCGACACAUUGCUACCGCCAAACUGGGACACAAAGCUUCCCAGCAAUCUCAACGACGCCGACUUACUGCAAGGAUCAACAGAGCCCGUGAAAUCUCGAGAGGGCGCGACCGAGAUGGCCUUCUGCUUAAUGAUAUAUGAGGCCAGGCAUUUCUUCUGCGAGAACCCUGUUCCAGAAUUCGAGGCGGUGGUCCUCGGAACAGGGGACGUCAACGCAGACAGCUCGAAAAGGAUCAGCGGAGCGCAAGACCUCGACAAGUACCGCCUCAUAGUGGACCAGUUGGAGGAGCGAAUGAUCAAGGCUGAAAAGAGAUAUUGCAAUCCAACUAUUGGAGGGAUCCACGUUCUGGCAUGUAAACUUCGGCUUCUCAUCGCUCAGAAGAUGCGCGACAUGAUCACCCACGCGCGUGAGCCUUGGGACGAGAAUUCCGAUAGCCUCGAAGGUCAGCAGUCUCUCUUCAGGCUGUGGGUCAUUCACUUUGAAAGCGACCUAAACUGGUACGAUACGAUUGAUGAGAGGUUCAGAUGGCAUCUCAAGCUGCAUCUCCAGGCCGACGCCUUCUCCGUCAUGAUUGAGUUGCUACAAUGGCAACCGGUGGGAACUCUGGUAGACCGGGCAUGGAGAGCGAUAGACAGGAUAUUUCAUCACCACCCAGAGUUAUACGACCUGGGAAAGAAGGAAAACUUGCAGCGUGCGGAGAAUCUUCUCGCUGGAUGGCAGAGACGAGAGUCGGCAUUUUGCAACAUAGGCCAGGCCAUCGAGACGCCAGUGGUCAUUGAGAGAUUGAGAGGCAGUGGGAAUUUCCCGCCUAGCAAGAUGAGUUCGUUUGGUGAGCCAUUUGCCGGCACAACAGCAGACAGUACGUUGUUUUCUCCGCUCGGUGAACCCGGCUUCGACGGUUUCGAUGGAAAUAUUCUUCUGAACACAGAAGCUGCCUCUUUCUUCUGGGAUCCCUCAGGGGAGCAUCAUCAUGCAAAAUAA
Messenger RNA from Colletotrichum karsti, 2175 nucleotides. RefSeq lists its product as uncharacterized. NCBI's taxonomy places the organism in Eukaryota, Fungi, Ascomycota, Sordariomycetes, Glomerellales, Glomerellaceae. Gene Ontology annotation, biological process: DNA-templated transcription; regulation of DNA-templated transcription. The transcript is spliced from 3 exons. Bases 1 to 2175 code for a protein of 724 amino acids. Gene Ontology annotation, molecular function: DNA-binding transcription factor activity, RNA polymerase II-specific; DNA binding; zinc ion binding. The record is from RefSeq and is a predicted model, not a curated record.